Tetranychus urticae (two-spotted spider mite) is the source of this 5381-nucleotide messenger RNA. RefSeq names its product semaphorin-1A. The record is from RefSeq and is a predicted model, not a curated record. Gene Ontology annotation, molecular function: semaphorin receptor binding; chemorepellent activity. Gene Ontology annotation, cellular component: plasma membrane. Gene Ontology annotation, biological process: negative chemotaxis; neural crest cell migration; positive regulation of cell migration. NCBI's taxonomy places the organism in Eukaryota, Metazoa, Arthropoda, Arachnida, Trombidiformes, Tetranychidae.
CUUCUUCUUGUCUUCUUGAAGUAACCCAUUUUUCUUUACUCUCUUUUCCUCUCUUUAGUUAGCAACAACAAACUUGAUCAUCAUCACCAUCUUCAACAUUUUGAAUCAAGAGAAAGAAAAAGAGAGAAGUUUGUUGUCUACAAUUUUAUCAGUCCUUAUGAAGAAGCCAAAUUUUGUUGGACUGACAAUAUUUGGUUUCAAUGAUUUUGUAUUAUCCUUUUUAUUUUCUUUUUCUUUAUUAUUUUGGUGUCUUUUUACCUCUUUGUGAUUCUGGUAGCUCGGAUCCGGAGAUACAACGGUUCAGUGGUAAUUUGAGUCAUUCCGAUGACUUCAAAUUAAUCCUUCGGGAUGGAGAUUUUCUCAUUAUUGGAGCUAAAAAUUUAAUUUAUAACAUCAGUUUAACCUCUUUUGAGACUGUUCGACGCCUUGAAUGGUAUCCAUCGGAACAGGAUCUUGAUUCUUGUGUUUUAAAGGGAAUCAAUAAAGAGAAAAGGUGCCAAAAUUAUAUUCGUGUUCUUGCAUUGAAAUCGGAUGGAGGCCUUUUUGUGUGUGGAACCCAUGCUUACAGGCCAAAGUGUCGAGAUUAUGUGCAAACAGCAAACGGAUAUGAAUACCGUAAUGAGACACCAGGAGAUGCUUUGUGUCCAUUUGGACCGGAUCAAAAUAAUACUGCUAUCUUUGCAGAACCUGUGAAAGACAAACCAGAAACUAAACUUUAUGCAGCAACACCUACUGACAGAGCGGGAAGUUUGUAUUCAAUUUCCAGGCUUCCUUUGCAAACAAGACCCUCUGAUGUGCUUCAAUUAAAUGAACCUAAUUUCGUCAAUUCCCAGGUAUACGGAAAACAUGUAUACUUUUUCUUCCGAGAGAGUGCAGUUGAAUUCAGUAAUUGUGGUAAAGUUAUCUAUUCUCGAGUAGCUCGAGUCUGUAUCAAUGAUCAGGGACAUCCCUCUUUCAAAAGCCUAUGGACCAGUUAUCACAAAGUCCGUCUUGAUUGCUCCAUUCCGGGCAAAUUUCCUUUCCAAUUCAAUGAAUUACAAUCAACCAGUGAUAUAAUUAGAGGAAGCUAUAGUGGUCGAGAUCCGGUCGAAAUUUUCUAUGGUGUUUUCACUACACCCGACAAUGCAUUAUCUGCAUCAGCUAUUUGUGCCUACACCAUGGGAAGUGUCCAGGAUAUUUUUGACAAUGGUCGAUUCUUGGGCCAGGAAAGGUUUAACUCAAUUUGGGCAGAGGUUCCUGAAUCUCAGGUUCCCUCACCACGACCAGGUCAUUGUGUUCCCGAUUCUAGAGCUACUUCUGAUGCUCGAGUCAUUUUUACUCGAGAUAAGCCGCUUAUGGCGGGUAGUGUUCGUCCACUUUUUGGUCAUCCCAUAAUUAUUCAAACUAAUCCUCGAUUUAGAUUUACCAAAAUUACCGUUGAUCCACAAGUUGAAACUGUUUCCGGAUCAAGGUUUGAUGUAAUUUUUGUUGGAACCACUGAUGGUCAUGUUCUUAAAGUCAUCAAUUCAGCAUCCAAUGCACCCAAUGGACAUGAAAAUUACAACAAAACUCUGCCUGUAGUCAUUGAUGAAAUUUCAGUUUUUCCCGGUAAACCCAUACUCAAUCUUUUAAUUUACCGGACUAUUUACGAAUCAAAGUUAGUUGUUGUUACAGACUCGGAGGUUCAAGCAAUGCCUCUAUCUAAAUGUGAAAAACGUGCCAAUUCAUGUGGGAAGUGUGUUGCCCUUCAAGAUCCAUACUGUGCAUGGGACAUUUCAAGAUCGUUAUGUACAUCUGCUCGUCUUCGUAUUUGGAAUAGAGACAAUUUUGUACAAAAUGUUGAAGAAGCAUGGGACAAUAGAUGUCCCGAUGGAAGACCUCCAGGUCCUAAUGAUCCAGGCGGGGGAAGUGAUGUAAGAAAUGGUGAUCGUUUAGCUACCGGUGAUAGACACUCAUUAGGAGGAUCACCGCCAUUGACUGCCGAGAGAAACAGUGGAACAGAUGAAACAACAGGAUCUAAUUGUGAAAUUGCUACAUCACAGUGUUUCUCAUCAGACACUUUAGCCUUUGGAAUUGUGACCUCAGUGGUUUCCUCUUUGGUUAUCGGUUUCAUUUUAGGCUACAUUUUUAGUCAUCGUUGUAAAAAAGAAGAUCCUGGGGUGUGUUCCCCUUAUGCUGAUGGUCGAGCCUACCUUGACCAUAGGACAUUAAGUCGUCAUUUACCCAAUGACACUUACGGUGGUUUAGGUGUACCAGCAAUUAAUAAACCAAUAAAUCUAGUGUUAAAUGUUCCACCCAAGAAUGGAAAAAACGCCAACAGCUCGGCAGACAACAAACCUAUUCAGAAGGUGAAGAAGAUAUAUUUAUAGGAAGUACUCUUCCUCGUGGUUCGAUUAAACAACAACAACAGUCACAUUCACAUCAUAUUUAUCAACCAACUCAGCAACAAUGGGAAUCAACUGUAAAUAGAUACACAUAUGAAACUGAUUCUCGUGAUUCUGACUAUGAAGAUAUAAGUGAUCUCUAAUUGUUUAAUCAACACACACACACAAUAAAUAUACUUUUUCAUCAACCUUUCAAGUUGGUUGAACAAAGGAGAGAGAAAAUUUUCUUUCUCUUCUUCAACUAACAUGGAUACAGAAAUUGAACCCAACAGUUGACAGACUUGGAGCUCAAGUUUUCUGGUUAUCCUGCUUUAAAAAUUCAUGGUUAAAACUUUUAUUACCCAACAUAUUGCAAAAAAACGGAUGAUUCACAGUGAAGUAAACACGCAAUUACAUGUUGUCCAAAUUAUUCAAAAUGAAAUGUUGCCAUUCUUGUAAUAACAUCUGAUGAAGAAAGGCAAUCCUUAGCGGUGUGACAAAAACAAAAUACAGGAGCAAAAGAGGACCCAAAUCCUGGUUUAGAGCUUAUUAAGCAUCCAGAUCAUCAUCAUUAUCAACAUGAUUGUCUCUAACAUCUCUUCUGUGUGAAGAUUAUACAUGGAUUAGCUUGAUCUUGCGUCCUUUUCUCUAUCUUCCUGCAAUAUUUCAGUGUAUUACAUCUUCUUUUCCUGCACUUUUCCUAAUGUUUGACAACUGAUGAGGAUAAUUCCAUGUCUAACCAAAAAGACAAGAAAAAAAGGAAAUGUGCAUCAAAAAAAGUAGAGGAGGAGAUAAGAUACCUGCCUUUUCCAAUGCUUACAUUGAUGUUCAAUUCUAUCUGUCUAAGUGAAACAUGUCUCCACUCUGAUGAUCAUCAGGGUAAUGUUGAUGAACCCUGUUUUUUGACACUGGAUCUCGUAUUGGAUAUUACAGAUCUACAUGGAUUACUGUUCUUUUCAUCUUCAUUCUCUUGAAAUUCUGGUUUCACAAUCUUCUCAAAUAUACGUGUUUGAUGAAAAAAGGAUGGAAACUUGCAGAAAAAGAUUCAAGUACACACUGAAUAUUGAUUCAAAGGUUGAUUUUGCUUCUGCUGUGGGAACAGGAAAUUGUUAAACUCUGAUAAUCAAAUUGAAAACAUCAAUUAACUUAAUAAAGAAAUACGGAAUGGAUCUGAAUCAAAAAUCGAUUCAAUUUGUUCCACUCUUCAGGAAUAAAUAUCAAGAUCAUGGAUGAUUACACUCAGACGCUAUGGACCAUCAAGACUUUGGCCUUAAUUGCAAUUGGAUCUAGUCUAGAGCCAAGGAUCGUGUUCAAUCAAAUUCUGGGUUAUAGCUACGGCAGUUGUCUGGAUCCAAUCUGAAUAUAUGGAACAGUUAUUUCAAUAUCAAUUUAUAAGAUGUUCAAUUCUUCUCCUGCCGCAGUCCCGCAUUUCAAGACUAUCUGAUGCCAAUCAAAUCCUUUUUAAUUAUAAUCGACUGAGCCUGAAAAGCAUCUAAUGAGAUGUUCAUUCAAAAUAUUCUCUCUUUUUGGCGAUUAUCGGAUUAUGAUGAAUCCUGUUUCAAGCUAUUGAAUCAUUUUUUUUGGAUAUGAUGGAUUUACAUGGAUAACUGAUCUCUUUAUCUUUCAUCCUUUUAUUUUUUCUCUCUCCUGUUUGCGUUAUGCUUCUGUAAUCAUCUCCGUGAAUGGAUGUGUCUGGAUAAUAACAGUUUAUCAUGGAUUCAAGCACACUCUGAAUAGGUACUCAAAAUUAAAUGUUGCCUCUGCCGAGGGUAAACAAACACAAUUUAUUAAAAAAAACAAACAAAGGAUGCAAGCACCGAAAACAGCAAAUUAACAAAUAACGAUAACCACAAAUUUUUAAACAUGUAUAGUGUCAUCUUGAAGCAAACCCAAGAUGAAUGAACAAAAUGUUUUUUGACUAUUAUUAUUAUUAUAAAUUGAAACAGUUUUUUUCAAUUUCAUCUUCAAUUUUUUCUUUACCUCCCUGUGAUCAUAUUUUCCAUCGCUUUGUACAACAACAAUCAUCAUCGCCAUCAUCAUCAUCAUCAUCAUCAUUUCAUUAUUACCUUCAUCAGCCAAAAAAUCAUCUCAUCUUGUAGACACUUCAAAUAAAGCUAAGCAAAGACAAAGACAAUGAAAGAUAGUUUUGGUAAUAUUUAAAAGAACGAACGAACGAAAAGAAAAGUUCUUAUUAAACUCAAAGUUUGAGUAAAAUCGAUUGCAGCCUAAGAUAUUGGAGCCACCAUAAAAGAAGGAAAGAGAGUUGAAAAUGCUAGAACUUUGACUCGAACAACUCUACAAUAUCGUCCCAUUACUCAACCUUCAUUGUCAAUUCCUCGAGUUACCGAGUAUGGACAACUUCUAGUCUGGUUUUCCAAGCAUUUCCAUUCUAUUUAUUUCCAAUUCCAGAUAUCAUGAAAUCACUCUCAUCUUCAAAUUGAACGAAUGACAAAGCUACCUUAAAAGCUUAAAUUUCAAACUACUUUGGUUUACAUUAUUUGGUUUUUUAAGGAUUAUUAGUACAAUUUUAUGACGAGGAAAUGUAUCUGAAAGGCAACAAAGAUCUUAAAAUAAUAAAAGCAUAAUUUCAUUGUACCAUUGAACCAGUCUAUUAAUAAUUACUUAAACAUUAAUGGUUAAGAUUAUCAAAUAAGGUUGCUUUCAUUGGUGAUGAAACCAAAGAAAUGAAAAUAGCACCAAACAUUACCAACAAUUCAACAUUGAUUUGAACACAAGCUUCUGUCCAUUUGCAAAAUCAGAUUUGUAAUGUAUUCGAAUUGUUGAAAAGUUCGGAAUUUUGGCUUUUUUCAAACGGUUAAGAACAUGAUUGUCGAGUAGGACCAAUUGACCAAGAUCGGGUUCUUGUUAAAUUAAAACAAUCUGCAAGUCCAUGGAUUUUUUGAAUUUUUUUCAAAUUCUUCAGCUCAGCUUAUCCAAUCACUUUCACUGUAAACCCGAUGUCUGCCAACAAACUCGAGUAAACUUGUACCCCUGAAAAGGUAGAAGUGUCAUGAAUUUCAAUAAAAUAUUUUACUUUCC